Molecule: messenger RNA, 4215 nt
Organism: Stylophora pistillata
Lineage: Eukaryota; Metazoa; Cnidaria; Anthozoa; Scleractinia; Pocilloporidae
Product: ATP-dependent chromatin remodeler CHD1L
Biological process (GO): DNA repair; chromatin remodeling
Molecular function (GO): ATP binding; DNA helicase activity
Source: RefSeq, a predicted model, not a curated record
UUCGCUUGUAACGCCUGGCGAUAUCUUUUCAUUUUUGGCCUCAUCAUUCACUGUUGCCCGUAGAUUAUAUCUCAUGCACAAAAUAAAGAGCAAAUUGGAAAAACCUCAAAAUAUUACAGAGGAGGGUGCAAACAAUAGUCUUUCCCAAAAGGAUUUAGAGGAAAAUGGUCUUCAAGGAGUUCAGUUGCGCAGUUAUCAACUGGAGGGAGUGCGAUGGAUGAAGCGUUCUUUUGAAAAUGGUCAAGGAUGUAUUCUUGCAGAUGAAAUGGGUCUUGGCAAGACUAUUCAGACUAUUGCUCUUUUGAUCUACCUUCAAGGAACAAAUAAUUGCCCAGGUCCCUUUCUCAUAGUGUGUCCAUUAUCUGUUUUGCAAAACUGGCAAAGUGAAUUCUCAAGAUUUUCUAGGCAUCAAGUUGUACUGAGCUUCACUGGUGAUAGAGAUGAACGAGAAGAAAUAAAAAAUUCAGUCAGGAAAGUGUUCAAACCUCAGAAUUCUGUUCAUAGAAAUGAAUCUCUCUCAUUUCAUGUCCUUCUUACCACAUAUGAGAUGUGCUUGAGGGAAACAACUUUCCUUUCAAAUUUGAAAAAGACUUUGUGGUAUUGCUGACAGGAACACCAAUUCAGAACAGCUUGAAUGAACUGUAUUCGUUUCUCUCAUUUGUGAGCCCUGACAGCUUUUCUCUUGAUGCUGUGGAGGAAUUUGUGGAGGAGUUCACAGAUGUUCAUAACUCAGACACAAGUACAGAGCUGCAGAACAUUUUGUCUCCAUUUUUGUUACGUAGAGUUAAGUCUGAGGUGAUGGCACAUUUACCAAUAAAAACUGAGGUCAUUCUUUAUACUGGUAUGACAGAUCUACAGAGGAGAUAUUACAAGGCCAUCCUUAUGAAGGAUUUGGAGGCCUUUAAUUCUACAAGUGGUUUCAUGAAGACAAGACUGAUGAAUAUUCUGAUACAGCUUAGAAAAUGUAUCAAUCAUCCAUAUUUAUUUGAUGGAGUGGAACCUGAACCAUUUGAACUUGGUGAACACCUUGUUGAUGCAAGCGGGAAACUUCGAAUUAUUGACCAGUUGUUAAUUUUCCUCAAAGCAAGGGGACACAAGGUUUUGAUGUUCUCACAGAUGACAAGGAUGUUAGAUAUCAUUCAGGACUAUCUUGGUUACAGAGGCUAUUCCUAUGAACGACUGGAUGGUUCUGUCCGUGGAGAGGAACGCUAUCUUGCCAUUCAAAACUUCAACGAAACAGAAGACACUUUUAUAUUUCUUUUAAGCACGAGAGCUGGUGGCCAGGGCUUGAAUCUGAUGUCUGCAGAUACAGUGAUAUUUGUAGACAACGACUUCAAUCCCCAGAAUGAUUUGCAAGCGGCGGCAAGAGCGCACCGUAUCGGGCAAACUAGACCUGUGAAAGUUAUACGACUUGUUGCCAGAAGUACAGUUGAAGAAAUCGUGUUGAAAAGGGCAGACGACAAGUUGAAGCUAACAAAUACAGUUAUUGAAGGGGGAAAGUUUUCAGGUAACGUCUCAGCUUUAAACCAAAUUGCCGAGACUCCAACACAGCUGACAGACUUACUCAAGUACGGCUUGGACAAGUUAUUCGACUCAGAUGAAAGGACUCUUACAGAGGAAGACUUGGAAAAGAUUCUAGGAGGAAGUUUUAACAAUGAGUGGACUGUGGAAGAUACAAGAAACCCAAGUAAUCUGAAUAAUGACGACCUGGUUUCAUGUAUGGAAACGGAUGAUGGUGAAAAAGCAAUAAGUGACAUGUAUGUGUAUGAAGGCCACGACUACCGAGAGACAAGUGUGAAAGAUCAAGAGGCAUUCGACAACAUGAUGGCUGACAUAUUAGAGGAAUCCCAAACAGAAGAACGACUUCUCCGAAGCGAGAGAAAGGGAACCGUAGCCCAGUAUAUUGACCUUCCCAUGAGAAAGCGUAAAAUUCUCUCGCCAGAGGAGUUGGAGGAGCGAAAGAGAAAGAGAGAAGAAAAUGCAGCAAAAAGAGCAAAGAAUAAGGAGGAGGAGGAGUUGAGAAAGGAAAGAGACAGACAAAGAAAAUUGGAAAAACUAUGGAAGGACGCUAAUUACUCAACCCUUAAUAUUGUGCUGGAUGACGAAGAGGACGAAGAUGAGACUAGCGAUUCAUUCGACGAAGAAGAUGAACGUGAGCUAAGAGAUAUUCGAUACGUACGUGGUGACGUCACGCAUCCCAUCAAAACAUGCGGUUCCAAUGCCAUUAUAAUACACUGUGUUGACGACUCAGGAAGGUGGGGUCAGGGAGGACUAUUCUCCGCGUUAUCUCGAAGAACACCGCGAGCAGAAGCUCACUACGAGCUAGCCAGUAGAUUGAAAGAUCUGAAGUUAGGAGAUACACAUCUUGUCCCACUUGACGAUCAAGAAGACCCUAAGGAUUGCUGUGAUUACGUGGCUUUGAUAGUGGCUCAGUCACGUGAUAGGCAGAACAGACUCUCGGGAAUAAAACUGACGUCACUAAGUCUAGGCUUGAAGCGGAUAGCUGUGGCAGCAAAGAAAAUGAAAGCCACUGUUCACCUUCCUCGAAUUGGCUACAACACACCAAGCUUUAACUGGUAUGGCACGGAGAGACUGUUACGGAAGUAUCUUGUCUGCAAAGGAAUUCAAACAUCAGUAUAUUAUUUUGCUAGACGACUAUCGGCUACGAAUAAUUCAACAACUCUAACGCCAUCAAAUGCGGAUUCACAAACAAACAGAAAUUGCAAGACGAAAGACAAGCGGGAAACAUCCAAGGCUAACGAACCUUCUCACGGCGAACAUCGGAAGAGUACAAAGCAUUCACUGCCUGAUUUCAUGUUCGGUGUAAAUGUCUUGUUUCAUAGUGUUGAAGAGACAAACAGGAAGCAAUUGACGCGCUACCUGGUGGCCUAUAAUGGCGAUGUAUCACACAUUGCGUGUCCGGAUGUGACUCACGUGGUAACUUGUGAUGAUAGCGAUCAAUAUCAUUCCUCUCAAGAAUUAAACGAUGAUGUGAAGGUCGUCAGUUCGAAAUGGUUGGAGAGUUGCUUCAGGAAAAGAAGAAUCCAGGAAACAGCACCGUAUGAAAUACACAGGAAGGGAAAAAAUUAAUAUUGUAGUGUAUUUGGCAGCGAAUUCCAAUUUUGUUUUUGGCUUUAUACGAGAGUACAUGUAUUUCUCUUCUUUUCUCCUUUCUAGACGAACCUCUCAUAGUAUCAUUCUUCUGCCUUUAGCUCUUUCGAAGAGCUCAUUAAAGCUGUUGUGCUACCAGUCUAUUUCUCUUGAUUUUGUUUUUUGUAACCGCUGCCUACGUAAUUGGAAGUAUUUCAAGUUGCAGAGAAGUAACAGAGAUUGCUGUGAGUCAUAGUAGAUGGCGCGAGUCACGAAAACAUACCUUUCUCCCUAUUCAACCCUUCUUAGCAACCGAAAUUUCUCAGGUAGAAAUAUAGUACUCAUAGAUAGAAAGAAAGUACAUGUUCCAAGUAGGAACAUGUAAGGCAAUUUUAAGGCUGUUCAUAUUCACCGACGUCUGUAUGACAAGGAUUCGCUUGUCUGAUAAUACAACAGAGGACUUUCGAAUUUGCUUCAGGGUUUUUGUGGGAGAUCAGGCCCCGGUUGUUCGAAGGUUGGAUAACGCUAUUUACUGGAUAAAUUUCUAUUCGGUGGAUAAGGGAGUAUGUUUUUCUAUCACUUAUCCUCUGGAUAGCGAUUUGUCCGUUGGAUAGCGUUAUCCUCCCUUUCUAAAACUCGGCCCAGAUGAGAUUUCAAGCUAAAGAUAGAGUAUUUAGAAACUAGCUUGAACCCCUGAGAGUGAUAGGAUCUAAUUUCUCUCGACAAUAUCACCAAUGUAUCAUAGAUUAAGGUCAAAGGAAAUGCAGCGAGAACAGUAUGGAGAAUAUUCUGUCAGUGGGUUUGGAAGGAAGAGAAACGAAAUCAAUCAAACUGUCGGCUGAGCUUACUAAAUUGGGAGAAACUAACUCUGAGCAUCCGCCCACCUAAAGGCGGAAAUCUGUCGCAUUUCUUGGUGUCAGAGGAUCCGCAGCCACUGGACUUCGAACAACUCAAGAGAGACUUAGAACUCCACUUGCGUCUUCAUCAUACAUGUAACGUAAAUAGAAAUUAGAGCUCCAAGCCACUAUUUUUGUACUAACAGUUUUCAAAUUAAUACAUCAGUAAAGAACACAAUGAAGGUUACCCACGAGUUCAUGUAAUUAAAAAAUAACCUAUAACACAUGA